AUGAACGGGACGUACUCGGCGGACGCCGUGCGCGACGCGGCGGUGGCGUUCGUGCGGACCGCCCAACGGCCGUUCUACGCCCAGUGCGCCUUCCAGAACGUCCACGAACCGCUGGAGGUGCCGGCGCGCUUCGCGGACCGCUACGCUGCGGCGCUCCCGGCGCGGGAGCGCGUCUACGCGGGCAUGGUCUCGGCGUUGGACGAGGCCGCCGGGAUCGUGCUCGACGCCCUACCCGCGCUCGACGAGACCGUCGUCGUGUUCUUUUCCGACAACGGCGCCAUGGCCAAUUCGGCGGCGCCCUCGGGCGCGCGGGCGAACUACUUCAAGGGCGGGAAGACGCUCACGACGGAAGGCGGGACGCGCGCGCCCUGCUUCGUCCGCUACCCGCCGCUCCUCUCGCCGGGCUGGUCCGCGUCGCUCGUCCACGUCGUCGACCUCUUCCCGACGCUCGUCGCCCUCGCCGGCGCGACCCACGCCCUCGACCUCGACGGCGUCGACGCGGCGCCGCAGCUCCUCGACCCCGCCACCCCGGGCCGCCGCCGGGAAGUGCUCUACAACAUCAAUCCGCGGUCGGACGACGCCGACCAGCUCAAGGCGCCCAAGGCGGCGCUGCGCUACGACGACUUCAAGCUCUCCUUCGAGUUCUGGUCCAACCGCAGCGGCGCGGCCCUCUACGACCUUGCGGCGGAUCCCAUGGAGACGUCGGACGUCGCGAACCGGCACCCGGGCGUCGUGCGCGACCUCGCGGCGCGUCUCGAGGCGCACGCCGCGCGCCUCCCGCCGCCCUUCGAGCCGUGGCCGCCGUUCCAGGGUGCGGAUUACGCCUGCUGCGACUGCGAGGAGACGUUCGCGCGCGGCGCGCCGGCCGUCUGGGCGCCCUGGAUCCCCGACGACUACGCGGCGGCGCCCUGCGCGCCGCCCUACGCCGCGUGCGUCGUCCCGCCCUGUUACGGGCAUUGA
Molecule: messenger RNA, 960 nt
Organism: Aureococcus anophagefferens
Lineage: Eukaryota; Pelagophyceae; Pelagomonadales; Pelagomonadaceae
Exons: 1
Coding region: 1-960 (319 amino acids)
Molecular function (GO): arylsulfatase activity
Source: RefSeq, a predicted model, not a curated record